This is a messenger RNA of Funneliformis caledonium, 399 nucleotides long. NCBI's taxonomy places the organism in Eukaryota, Fungi, Glomeromycota, Glomeromycetes, Glomerales, Glomeraceae. The record is from the annotation of a GenBank genome assembly.
AUGAGCCUUGCUCUUGCAUCACAAUUGGCGGCAAAAAAACCUUUAAGUGCUGUUGUUACUUGCUAUGGUGUUCCAUCACCAACGAUUUGUGACGUAUCUGUUGUUGCUUUAAAAUCUCCUGUGCAGGGACAUUUCGGAAGCGAAGAUAAACAAACCGGAUUCAGCGAUCAAAAUGCUGCCAAGUCGCUUGAAAGAAAUCUUGAAGAAGGAAUAGAAAGAAUGGAUGCAGCAGGAAAAGAAAUUACAAUCUAUAGAUAUGAUGGAGAAGAUCAUGGAUUUUUAAAUAAUGAAGAACGUGCGUUGAAGAUGCGUAAAGAACAAGGUUUUCUUGAUGUUAAUGUUAAAAGUCAAGAGUUGGCAUGGAAUAGAAUUUUUGAGUUUUUCAAUAAAUAUUUGUAA